AUGUUUCUCAUUACAUAGCUUAUUUUAAGAAGAAAACCAACUGGAAAAAAAAUGAAGUUCCUUCUCUUCAUAUUUAUUGGUGGUGUUCACCUUUUAUCUCUGAACUCUGGGAAAGCUAUUUAUGGAAAUGGCAACCAUCAGAGGACUUUUCAAGAAAUAAAAGAAGAAAUAGCCUGCUAUGGAGAUGUUGCUAAGGCAAUCAUCAACCUUGCUGUUUAUGGUAAAGCCCAGAACAGAUCCUAUGAGAGACUGGCACUUCUGGUUGAUACAGUUGGACCCAGACCAAGUGGCUCCAAGAACCUAGAAAAAGCCAUCCAAAUCAUGCACCAAAACCUACAGGAGGAUGGGCUGGAGAAUGUCCACCUGGAGCCUGUCAAAAUACCCCACUGGGAAAGGGGAGAAGAAUCUGCUGUGAUGCUGGAGCCGAGAGAGCACAAGAUGGCUAUUUUGGGUCUUGGCAGCAGCAUUGGGACGCCCCCGGAAGGGAUUACAGCAGAAGUUCUGGUGGUGACCUCUUUCGAUGAACUGCAGAGAAGGGCCCCAGAAGCAAGAGGGAAGAUUGUCGUUUAUAAUCAACCUUACAGCAACUACUCGAGAACAGUGCAGUACCGCGUCCAGGGGGCUGUGGAGGCUGCCAAAGUGGGGGCUUUGGCAUCCCUCAUUCGAUCAGUGGCUUCCUUCUCCAUCUACAGUCCUCACACAGGCAUUCAGGAAUACCAGGAUGGCGUGCCAAAGAUCCCAACAGCUUGUAUUACAGUGGAAGAUGCGGAGAUGAUGUCAAGAAUGGCUUCUCGUGGGAACAGAAUUGUCAUUCACCUGAAGAUGGGAGCAAGGAACUACCCAGACGCUGAUUCCUUCAACACCGUAGCAGAGAUCAUUGGGAGCAAGUAUCCAGAGCAGGUCGUACUGGUCAGUGGACAUCUGGACAGCUGGGAUGUCGGGCAGGGUGCCAUGGAUGAUGGUGGUGGAGCCUUUAUAUCAUGGGAAGCACUCUCGCUUAUUAAAGAUCUUGGGCUGCGUCCAAAGAGGACUCUGCGUUUGGUGCUCUGGACUGCAGAAGAGCAAGGUGGAAUUGGUGCUUUCCAGUAUUACCAAUUACACAAGGCAAAUAUUUCCAACUACAGCCUCGUGAUGGAGUCUGACCUGGGAACCUUCUUACCCUCUGGGCUGCAGUUCACGGGCAGUGAAAAGGCCAGGGCCAUCAUGGAGGAGAUCAUGAACCUGCUACGGCCCAUCAACAUCACACAGGUCUUUGAGGCUGGAGAAGGGACAGACAUUAACUUCUGGAUCCAAGCUGGAGUGCCUGGAGCCAGUCUACUUGAUGACCUGUAUAAGUAUUUCUCUUUCCAUCACUCCCAUGGAGACACCAUGACUGUCAUGGAUCCAAAGCAGAUGAACGUUGCUGCCGCUGUUUGGGCUGUUGUCUCUUACGUCGUUGCAGACAUGGAAGAAAUGCUGCCCAGGUCUUAGCAAGUACAAGAGAGAGGGCACUUUUGUCCUUUCUGGCCAGGAAUCCUGGGUCUGCACCUUCAGGAAGCCUCUCUUCACCUAACAAUGUUAUGUGAUCAUUUACAAAGCACGACGCUUUUUUAUACUUUGUGAUAUCAUCCUUCUUGAUGCCUUCCGAAUUCUCUGUUUCUAGUCUAGGGAAUGAUCCCCACCCCCACAUGGAAUCAGCAUAUAGUAAGGAUCACAGCAGGGGCAUGUCUUCAUACCACAUAAAAAUAUUAUUUCCACUUUUAAAGUAAAUACUAAAGUAAAUCUUUGGAAGAUCUCUGGCUUUUAUGCAUGUAUUUGUGAACAUUAAAUCAAAUACAGUGACACCAAA
Molecule: messenger RNA, 1828 nt
Organism: Phacochoerus africanus (Common warthog)
Lineage: Eukaryota; Metazoa; Chordata; Mammalia; Artiodactyla; Suidae
Gene: CPQ
Product: carboxypeptidase Q
Exons: 7
Coding region: 52-1470 (472 amino acids)
Biological process (GO): thyroid hormone generation; proteolysis; peptide catabolic process
Molecular function (GO): metallodipeptidase activity
Source: RefSeq, a predicted model, not a curated record